CGCGUGAAGUCUAUUUGACUCUGGGGAGGAUUGAACCCAGCGGCUUGGACGGCAAUCUGGUCUAGAACCGAACGAGAAUCCCUCAAUCACAUGAUUUUUCUUCUUGCCUUUCUUCAUUGACCAUGUUUGAUCAAGUUCUCCUGGACAUUGCCGCCGCCUUUCCCCCGUCUGGCAGCGCUGCUCUGACUUCGCGAUGCAUCUGGCCGCCAGGAAGCUUUCUGUCGCAGGUCCCCACGACGACUUUGCCCCCGCGCGAUUCAGAUCGCCUCGCCAACUCUACAAGCUCCUCCUCUAUCAUUUCGCGGGAUGGCUGAUCACGGCGGCGAUUGUCGGCUCCUUCUAUGGCGUCCUGGUGCACUACUCGGACAAGGGGGUCAUGCUGUACAAGGACAAGCGCGUGUUCAACGCCGUCAUCAUCGCUCUGAGCAUCAUGCUGUCGCUGAACCUCGAGAGCUGCCUCAAGGCGAUGACGGGGGACCUGCGCUGGUGGGUUCUCAGUCUGCGAGACUGGACGCUGCCCGAGGCCGAUUUGAUCUUGCAGAGCGAGCACUUUAGCUAUCUGCUGAAGCUCUUUGUCGUGGCGAGCCAUUGGAUCUUGCGGAUUGUUAUUGUCUCCUGGAUCCUCCUUCAUAUUGCGGCCCAAGUCGCUGUGGCCACGAUAGGCUUGACGCAUACUGUCGAAACCGCUGCCCAUGCCACGGUCACCCGACCCGGCCUUGUCACCGUCCCGGACAUGAGCCAGAUUGAGACGACCAGAGUCAUCAAGUCGCCGACCCACGCCCACGCCGCCCUGCGCUACACGGCCAACAGCUACGGCCAGAUCGCGCUGGGCUACAACUGGGCCACUCUCGAGCAGCGUCCCGAACCAGGAACUCUGUGGAGUCCGGAAGGGAAUCUGCUCUACUGCGGUUUGGACAGGUGCGAGUUUGUCUUCUACGACGCCAACCCCUCCAAGAGACAGAGUUACCUGACUGUCGUGACGGACCGAUCCGUGGCUUCUGUCGCCCACUGUGAGGCGUAUCGCGUCAUCCGAGGCGGCGAUGGGAAUUCGACAACCAUUACGAUUGACGACGCGGAUGCUUCCGAAUUAGAGGUACCCGCCAUCAACGGUGAUGAUCAAACCACCUUCCUCACCGCCACGGAUGCAGGCUUCGACGGUCCCACGGGUGUUGUCCUCGCCUUUGAGGCGUCAAGGACGAAUCCGUGGUUCUACGCGUGCAACGUGACCGUAGAGCCCGUGCAGAACGCAGUGCUCCCGGAGCAUGAGCUCGGCGCCAACGUAUCCUCCCUGGCUUCCGUGGCCAUCGCCCUCCAAGCCUACGGUGCCUCGACACAGGGCUCCUCGGCCGCCGGGAUGGGCGCAGCACGGCAGUUCCAGAGCUAUCCCGCCGCAUCGACCUAUGGCGACCCAAAGGGCGGCAACGCCAGCGCGAUGGCGCUGAACAUGGCCAGCUUCUCGACAGGCGUCAUCGCCGUGACGGCCCUGGCCAACAAUGACAUCGACAUUCCGGGCCAGCGGCCUCUGGGAGGCGUAGAGCUCCGCAUCUCGGACUGGACGGCUCUGCACACCAUCCUCGGCCUCAUUGCGGGCGUGCACUUUCUGCUGGGCCUGGUGACCUGCCUCGUCGCGAAUAGGGUGGUUGUCCAGACGCGGACUGAGCUCGCCAUGGCGGAGCUGCUGAGGCCCGCGAGCCAGAAGCUGGAGUAUCGGCAUGUGCAGGCGCGCAACAGGCCGGAGCCGACGAUUCGGUACACGACGGGGGACUGGGAUGAGGCGUAUGGGUUCCAGACCAACUGCGCGCUGGAGGUUGUAGACUAGGACGACUGGUGCGAGGCCUGAUGUAUCUGGCGGCAAAACAAAGACUUCGAUCCAGCUGAGGACCUGCGAGUGGAUAUUGCUCGACUUCACUCAGAUUCACCACCCCGCCGGGGCAAGUGUUGGGACAGACAGCCCGUCACUCGUGUCUUCUGCUCUGCUGCGUCGAUGAAAACUCGGUCGAGUCGUUCCUUCCUUUG
This is a messenger RNA of Emericellopsis atlantica, 2016 nucleotides long. RefSeq lists its product as uncharacterized. Bases 194 to 1819 code for a protein of 541 amino acids. NCBI's taxonomy places the organism in Eukaryota, Fungi, Ascomycota, Sordariomycetes, Hypocreales, Bionectriaceae. The transcript is spliced from 2 exons. The record is from RefSeq and is a predicted model, not a curated record.